Molecule: messenger RNA, 423 nt
Organism: Penicillium odoratum
Lineage: Eukaryota; Fungi; Ascomycota; Eurotiomycetes; Eurotiales; Aspergillaceae
Product: Transferase
Exons: 2
Coding region: 1-423 (140 amino acids)
Source: RefSeq, a predicted model, not a curated record
AUGGCCAGGGAGGAAUUUUUGAAAGUCACCCCCUUGGUUGAGAAAAUUACCUGGAGGAGCAAACUCUCGACCCUUGAGUCGACCUACAACUAUUACGCGCUAUUCUUCCGACUUGAAAUGUCGACGAAGCCAAGUGGCUGCAUAAUCGAGAAGGAAUCCGUAGGCGGCCAUUGGUUCUUCAAAAAGAAAAACAGCACUGGUCGUUUCGUCGCCCAAUGGCUAGACUCUGGGGACGAUAGCGGCAAAUACCCUUCUUUCAAGGGCAUUACGAAGGCCAGCUUCUGCAAUUCUGCGUUGGACGAUCUGGAUCUCUGGGUUGAGCCUCCGAUGGCAUAUGGAGAAAAGCCAGAUGCCCACCCGGAUAAUAGUCUAGUUGUGGCGGUCUACACGGCCAAUUUUAUCCAAGGCUUUUAUCACGCAUAG